AUGUUUUUGCAACUUCUGACUGAAUUCAUGGGAUAUAUUUUAGGUAAAUCAUGGAAAGCUCUCACUCCUUCACAGAAGAGGCCUUUUGUAGAAGAAGCUGAAAGAUUACGAGUCCAGCAUAUGCAAGAUCAUCCCAAUUACAAAUACAGGCCUCGGAGGAAAAAACAGAUCAAACGUCUCUGCAAACGUGUAGAUCCAAGCUUCCUGCUCACCAGCUUCCCCCAUGAUCAGCCUCCUGUCCGCAGUGGAAGAAUGUGCAGGGGACCUCUGGAGGAGGAAGAGGAUAAAGGCUAUCCACCAGCCUCAAGACUUCCUGCAAUCAGCAGAUUCAGGGAAACACAGACAACAAACAACAGCUUGGACAAUUAUGGGCUACCCACUCCUGAGAUGUCCCCUUUAGAUGUGAUUGAUGCUGAUCACAGUUUCUUUCCACCUCAGUGUACAGAAGAUUCUCCUCCUCAGAUGAAUGGAGUAAUGUAUCAUUCAGACUACAGACAAAGCCCUAUCCAAUGUGGACACCUCAGUCAGAUUUCAGUUCCACAGAAUAGAUCUACCAUGAUGCACUCUGCAGCCAGCCAACCUCCACCGCCUUCUUAUUAUAACCAGAUCCAGCAGUCUGCUCCCCAGUCCAUGAACUUGAGCACAUCAGUUCAUCUUUCUCCUCCCCAUGACCACCAUCACCUAGAUAAUCUGGAACAUAUCACCCAAGCUGAGCUUUUAGGAGAAGUGGACCGAAAUGAGUUUGAUCAGUAUUUGAACACCUCUAGUCAUCUAAAUCAAGCAGGAAUUAAUUCACAUCUACCUGACAUCUGUUCACCAGGAGGCACAAAUUCAGAGAGGAGCCUUAUAUCUGUAUUAGCGGAUGCUACUGCAGCCUAUUACAAUAGCUACAGUAGCUCCUAGAGCAAACAAAUAGACGUGUACUUUUUUAAAAAUAACAACAGUAUUAUUUACAAAUAUCUCUGGGCAUGAAAAUAUCCUCAGGGUAGUAAAAUACAGUCGUCAUGCUUUUUCAUAAAUGAUGACCAGCAUAUUUAUAUUGGCUUGAAGUAAUUGUUGCAACACUUGUAAAAUAAGAUAUAAAGUUGCUUGCUAUUUGGACUGCUUGUUUUCCAAACAUUAGGCUGAAAUGUUUGUGCUUGUUAAGAGUUUGCAAGAGAUAUAUCUAAAUCCCAGUGAUUGCUUCGCUUUUUUUUCUGUUUGGUUGUUAUAUGCCUUCUCAUUUCAAAUGUCUGCAUCAUCUUCUAUUGAAUUGAGAAAAUUUAACUGAUCUGAACUGACUGAUCCAAUA
This is a messenger RNA of Rhincodon typus (whale shark), 1291 nucleotides long. Its product is annotated as transcription factor Sox-7-like. Gene Ontology annotation, molecular function: DNA-binding transcription factor activity, RNA polymerase II-specific; RNA polymerase II cis-regulatory region sequence-specific DNA binding. The coding region runs from base 1 to 903 and encodes 300 amino acids. The record is from RefSeq and is a predicted model, not a curated record. Lineage: Eukaryota; Metazoa; Chordata; Chondrichthyes; Orectolobiformes; Rhincodontidae. The transcript has a single exon. Gene Ontology annotation, biological process: cell differentiation; anatomical structure morphogenesis; regulation of DNA-templated transcription.